AUGGAGGAGCGUGAGCUCUGCUUUCCACACAUCAACUCCUCCUGUAGAAAGCCGAUACGCUCAAAGGCUGAUGACCUACUGAAUUACAGCGUGCUGCCCCUCAUCUCUCUGCUCACCACCAUCCUCAACCUGCUGGUCAUCAUCUCCAUCUCCCACUUCAAUGUGAUGCUGUGGGACAUGUUCAUUCAGCCUGACCGGUUUAAAUCCUGCCAGGGCGAGUGUAUAAUAGCUUUAGAUAAUAAUGAGGCAAUCAUAGACUUUGUCCUGAUCUUUGUGGGCCCUGUAUCUGUGGUCAUAGUUCUGUAUCUCAGGGUGUUUGUGGUGGUGGUGUAUCAGGCUCGGGCCAUGAGGGGUCAGAUUAGAGCCAUAACUGUGAAACGAUCAGAGGCCGUGCACGUCAGGAAAUCUGAGCUGAAAGCUGCCGGGAUCCUAGGAGUGGUUGUGGUUGCUUUUCUGUCGUGUUACUUCCCAUAUUACUGCUCUUUCUUUGUAGGGGAUAGUUUUCAGUUUAGUUUGACAGCUGUGCCUUUGCAGACCUGGCUGCUGUACUUAAACUCCUGUCUGAACCCACUCAUCUAUGCCUUUUGCUACCCCUGGUUCAGGAAGUCUGUUAAGCUCCUACUGACACUAAAGAUUCUUCGCCGUGGCUCCUCUAGGCUGAACGUACUGUAG
Menidia menidia (Atlantic silverside) is the source of this 672-nucleotide messenger RNA. NCBI's taxonomy places the organism in Eukaryota, Metazoa, Chordata, Actinopteri, Atheriniformes, Atherinopsidae. The record is from the annotation of a GenBank genome assembly.